Molecule: messenger RNA, 1605 nt
Organism: Knipowitschia caucasica
Lineage: Eukaryota; Metazoa; Chordata; Actinopteri; Gobiiformes; Gobiidae
Source: the annotation of a GenBank genome assembly
AUGGAGGUCUGGAUCCAUGUGUCAUUCAAUCCAAGACCUUUAUUGCCUGGACUACUUAUUUUGGUGAAAGGAUUCGUCUUUUCCACAAGAAUGCAACAGCACACAGAGAUGAACCAUUUGAACGCUUUUCCGGAGGAUGACAACUCCAGCAGCAACAGCAACGACUACGGAUACCAGGACAAGAAAGUGCCACUGGGGAGCCCUUACAACGCAGACUUGGAUGCAGAAAUUCAGAACUUUCUUCCCGACGGCAACCUGGGAAAGAAGAAGUAUGAGUCUGAAUAUCAUCAAGGAAAUGCCUCGUUUGGCAUGUCUGUGUUCAACUUGGGGAACGCCAUCAUGGGCAGUGGGAUCCUGGGUCUGUCCUACGCUAUGGCCAACACUGGGAUUGCAUUAUUUGUCAUCCUCCUGGUCGCCGUGGCAAUCUUCUCACUCUACUCUGUCCAUUUGCUGCUAAAAACCGCCAACGAAGGAGGGGCUCUUGUGUACGAACAGCUCGGUUAUAAAGCGUUCGGGAUGCCAGGAAAACUCGCGGCUUCGUGCUCCAUCACCAUGCAGAACAUUGGAGCUAUGUCCAGCUACCUCUUCAUCGUCAAGUAUGAACUGCCAAUCGUCAUUGAGGCUUUUACGGGAACCAGUAGUGAAUGGUACACUAACGGAGACUACCUUGUCCUGCUCGUGAGUGCCGUGAUCAUCCUGCCACUUUCUCUCCUCAAAAAUCUCGGUUACCUUGGUUACACAAGUGGGCUGUCCCUUCUCUGCAUGGUCUUCUUCCUGAUUGUGGUGAUCAUAAAGAAGUUCCAGAUCCCGUGUCCGCUGCAGAUUAUAGAUGACGCUGUGAUAAACGAGACUUUGAGCAGAAUGAUCAACAGCACGUCCCCGCGCCUCAACCACACCACCGGGGACAACAGCGAGGAUGUGUGCACGCCCAAAUAUUUCGUUUUCAACUCUCAGACUGUGUACGCUGUGCCCAUCCUGACCUUUGCCUUCGUGUGCCAUCCCGCCAUCCUGCCCAUGUACGAGGAGCUCAAAGACCGGUCUCGCAGAAAGAUGCAGGGAGUAGCCAACGUUUCCUUCCUGUCCAUGUUCAUCAUGUACCUGCUGGCCGCUCUGUUCGGAUACCUCACUUUCAAUGUCCGCGUUGAGCCUGAGCUGCUGCACACUUACUCCAAAGUCUACAAGGCUGACGUGCUGCUGCUGAUCGUGCGCCUGGCCGUGCUGACCGCCGUGACCCUCACUGUCCCUGUGGUGCUUUUCCCUAUCCGCACAUCGGUGAACCAUCUCCUGUGUGCCUCUAAGGAUUUCAGCUGGGUACGUCACAUCAUCAUCACCGUGGUGCUUCUGGCCGCAACCAACGCCCUGGUCAUCAUGGUGCCCACCAUCAGGGACAUCUUUGGAUUCAUCGGCGCCUCUGCUGCUGGUAUGCUCAUCUUCAUCCUCCCCUCUGCUUUCUACAUCAAACUGGUCAAGAAGGAGUCCAUGAAGUCUGUGCAGAAGAUUGGGGCCACUGCUUUCUUGAUCUUUGGAUUCUUGGUGAUGAUCGGCAGCAUGACCCUCAUCAUCUUGGACUGGACCACCAAGUCCACAGAGCACAAGGGCCAGUAG